ACGGUUUUCAGCUCGAAGGGUCCAAGAAGAGCGAAGUCAGAGAGAGACAAAUGGGUUUGAAGAUUCUUCCCUCUUUCUGAAGCUUUACAUCCCUCUAAGGUCUCCCCAGAUCUCAGUUUUUCGAUACGUACACAAGACACAAGUUAAGGUUUUUUUCUCCUUCCAUAUUUUGCUUUGCUUGAAAUUUAAUGGAUUUCCAGAAAAAAAGGGUCCAAUUCCUGCUCUUCGCCAUAGGCAUCAUCGCUCUCAGCAUCACAGCUGAAAAAUGUCGACAGCUGGUUGGAGAAGAGGCUUCAUCUCAGAGCGGGAAAUUUACAUUCUUGAACUGUUUCGAUAUGAGCACGGGAACACUGGCAUGCACUGUGAAAGAGGGAGUGAAACUCUAUUUCUACAACAUCAGGUCCGCUCAUGUUGAGAGAGCGAGGCAUCGGGCAAUAGAAUCUGUGCUGGUUGAUUCAUUGUCACAGGGGAUGUCUGCUGCAGAUGCUGCGAAACAUGCGCAAAAAGAAGGAGCAAAAGCAGCCAAGCUAGCAACCCGGAAAGCCAAGCGAAUAAUAGGUCCCAUAAUUUCUUCUGGGUGGGACUUUUUCGAAGCUCUAUACUAUGGUGGUACGAAGACCGAAGGUUUCCUUAGAGGCACCGGCACUCUUUUUGGCACCUAUACUAUUGGAUUCCUAGGGGAGCGAAGGUUUGGGAGAUUUGGCUAUCUUGUGGGAAGUCAUUUGGGGAGUUGGAUUGGAGGUAGGAUAGGAUUGAUGGUGUAUGACGUGGUUAAUGGAGUACAUUUUCUGCUUCAAACUGUUCGAAGUGAAGAAUUCGAAGCUGAUAGAGCUCCUGAAUAUGAAAGUUCCGAAGCUUCAGAGAACUCUUAUGCCUAUGAAGCUCCUUCAUAUGCUAGUCCUGAAGCUUCGGAAGGGUCCGGUCCCUAUGAAACUCCAACCGAAGAAUCUCCAUUCUACGAGAAUACUGAAACAUAUGUAAAUACCGAAUUGAGGUGACAACGCAAUGAGUUUGUAGCUUGAUUCUUUGUGCAAAAUUUUAUGGACCAUAGAUAUUAUAUGAGCUAGAUUCCUCGCUAAAACAUCUGUAUCUUUUGAUUAGUCAUACGAGUGCAAACAUCAACUUUCGUUAUAGUCUCUUAGAAUUCAUGUCCGAUGUAAACGAUAUUAUUUUCUUUCAUUUAUUGUUUUAAAAUAAAAGAUCCUUAACACUA
Molecule: messenger RNA, 1213 nt
Organism: Morus notabilis
Lineage: Eukaryota; Viridiplantae; Streptophyta; Magnoliopsida; Rosales; Moraceae
Exons: 2
Coding region: 189-998 (269 amino acids)
Source: RefSeq, a predicted model, not a curated record